GCAUCAGGAGAGGGGGGGGGGGGGGUGUUGUUUAUAACGUGCGGUCUUCAUCGGAGCGGCACACCAGCAUCAUGCUGCUCCUCCUCUGCCUCACUCUGGCCGCCGCUCAAGGCUCCGCCUCCAAGGUGAGUGGAGCUGGCAGCACAGAGGUGGAGUUCGGUGGAGAAGCCCACUAUGAAUGCACCGUGGAUCCCGCUAAAGGUGUGCAGCAGGUGACCUGGCAGAGGUCGUUUGAGGACGAGUCCAUUGAGAACCUGGCCACCUUCAGCCGCCGCUUCGGGCAGGAGGUCAACGCGGCGUACCGGGGGAAGGUGGAGUUCACCAGGGCGGCGCUGAACUCCACCGCCAUCCGCCUGCGGAGCGCCUCCUGGGAGGACGAGAGCUGCUACAUCUGUCUGUUCCACAUGUACCCCGAAGGCUCCAAGAGGAGGCACACCUGUCUGAAGGUCACAGGCGUCUCCUCGGUGAACACCAGCGCGGCGCUCCUGCAGCAGGAGGAGGAGCGGGGGGAGGAGCUACACGCCUUCAGCUGCUCCGCCACGGGAAAACCAGCUCCCUCCAUCCACUGGGAGCUUCCCCCAAACGCCGCGGUGGAAAACCAAACAGAGACCAGCACCAGCAGGAACCCAGACGGCACCGUCACCAGCAGCCGCAGCGUCACGCUCAGAGCUCCGCCCCUCUGGAGCGGCGGCGUGGACUGCGUCCUGAACCAGGGAACCGGCAGGGAAAGACGACACAGGAUCACCUCCAGGAAUCAGGAGGUGAUGACCAAAGGUUCCUCAGAGUCCGGGCGUUCUCGGUCGCACAUCACGCUGAUCGUCACGGCCGCAUGCUUCGCCGUCUGCAUCUGCGCAGCCGCAGCAGCUGCUUCCAGGUGGAAAAGGAGGUUAAAGACGGACACACAGACGGUGGAGGAGGUUUGAUCUGCGUUUCAGCAGUUCAGAAGCUGCAGUCCAGGAUCGAGGCUGCAGAUGUCCUGCAUCCGCCGCCGCCACAGCUGCCGCCGCCGCCGCCGCUCUGUGCAGCUUCAGUGAAGCAGAAGAGGCGCUUGGUCCACAAAGUUCUUCUGGAGAAGUUGUUUCUUCUGAUCGUUCAGUGAAACCUGCAGACUCAGACUGGCGCCCUCUAGUGUUCACAGAGCCUCUGGUUUCCCAACAUUUACCUCAAUAGGAGCCACAUUUCAUGUGUUUUUUGCUCUUCUUGUGUUUUUGCACAUGCAGUUGUUGCAUAAGCUGCUUCAUGCACUUUAUUCCUAUUUAUGUUGUAUUUAUUGUUCAGAAUUAUAAUAAGUUAUUCAGCGUUUGUUGCACUAAUCAUUCCCAGUCACUCAGCUGUGGUUCAGCUGCAGGUGUGACAGAGUUUUGUGUUUGUCUGGUAUUAAAUGCAGAUUCCAGUGUUUCAGGAUGGAUGGAGGUCAGCGUGUGAACAAAAACGUUUCUCAUUAAAACUCUGGAAAACA
Messenger RNA from Oryzias latipes (Japanese medaka), 1459 nucleotides. Its product is annotated as OX-2 membrane glycoprotein. The record is from RefSeq and is a predicted model, not a curated record. Gene Ontology annotation, molecular function: cell-cell adhesion mediator activity. Lineage: Eukaryota; Metazoa; Chordata; Actinopteri; Beloniformes; Adrianichthyidae. Gene Ontology annotation, biological process: negative regulation of neuroinflammatory response; heterotypic cell-cell adhesion. Gene Ontology annotation, cellular component: neuronal cell body; cell surface; axon.